Molecule: messenger RNA, 1493 nt
Organism: Acanthaster planci (crown-of-thorns starfish)
Lineage: Eukaryota; Metazoa; Echinodermata; Asteroidea; Valvatida; Acanthasteridae
Source: RefSeq, a predicted model, not a curated record
GCCCUCUUCAUUAAAAACGAAUUCCACGGGGCAAAUGGCGAUUUACAAUAUUUUACACCUCUUCAACCCAGGGAAGUGACUCAAACUAGAGAAGGUUCGUAACAAGAUAAUCAGAGCGAUUGAUUGGUUACUGUUACGGUUGCCGUCAUGAGAUCAUGCCUUCUGUGUCCAAUCACCGAGCUUCAAUCGGAAUUCAAUAGGAGCAGCAGAGUUGACAAGAUGAAAAAUUAACGCUGAGCUUCUCUCAAAAGAGCGUGAUGUCACUGUUCCGUCCCCUAAAUCGUUUGCAACUGGCAAGAGAGAGCCACGCGUGACUGGGCGGAGUCAAUCCUUUGGUUGAUGAUAAACCGUAGUUCAGGGCAAAUUGACAUCACAACCAGACUUCGAAAUGGAGCUGAAGACAAGUUCCCGCGUCUGUGCUGCCCUGUGCGUGUUGCUUCUCUCGCUCCCAGCAUCAGAUGGAUGCCCGCCCACGCCGCCCCAACCCGAUAAAACUCCACCGGUAUUGGUAGAGGGAACCUGUCCCUCCCCAAGGACUGUGUACGUGAAGAAUCCGUCGACGGGCAUAGCUGUCCAAUGGCCUGAACCGAUGGCAACUGACCCAAGUACUCCGGUCAAAGUGGCACGAGCCGAUGAAGGUCCAGCCAAUGGCCGCGAGUUCUUUAUCAAUGAUUCCCCUUACUACAUUAGUUACUCUGCUACUGAUGCAGAGGGGAACGAAAGGAACCCCAUUUGCACAUUCAAUAUCACAGUACUGCUUGAGGGUGAAAAGAUUCCACAGAAGUAAAGAGACAACCCAGCCUGUCUUCCAGCCCAGCUGUUGUUGCUUUGGUUGCUUGAAGUCGACUGUAAACUGUACCGGAUACCUUGGACAAAAAAAAUCAACAAAAUUAGACCAGUAUAUUAAUUCCAAGUGACAGACCCACAACUUCGGCUUUGCAAACAACCAUCACAAGUACGAAGACCUUUGUUUAAUUUAAUAUGAUUAAUUUUCCAAAGUUUUGCAUAAAAAAAUAGUUUUCUUGACAUUUGCAUGACAUACUCAGAUACACAGAAUCAUUAUAAUUGUGCCGAGUAAGGUCGGUCACGAUAUUGAGGUGAAUGUGCCCCUUGCAGCGUGAGUUUCACGUUGAAUAAUAGGCCUAUAGAUUGACAGUUUUUUGCACUAAUUACUUCUGUUUUCAGUUUGUAAGGAAAGAGAAGUCAUCAAGUUACUUGCCUUUCUUUUGAACACACCAGGCAAGGCAAUAAAAAUUAAAAGAUGUUUUGGAAAACACAGAAAGAAAGGAGUAGCUGUACACAAGGAUUUGUAACAAAGCGAUAUGCAAUGCACAUAUAUAUAGCAAUCUCUGUCCAAUCUGUAUUAUGCGUCGAUUGAUUGAAACUGUGUUCACAGUCAUCUGAGUCCAAAACGUGGAACCAACAGUCCUAGGAAUUUGAUUGUCUUUCGUGUUUAUAAAUAUCAAAUAAAUCCCCUGUAAUUUGCAACGUGA